AUGGACGAAGACGUGUGGCUCUUCUACCUGAGGGAGCUUCUUAAAUUCGAGCUUGUCGGCCCAAAGACGCUGCUGGUGGAUAACUUGUCGGCCCACGUCUCCAUCCCAGCACGACGGGUCGUGGACGACGAGGUGUACUCGUUUCUGGAGCCCCUGCCAGCAAAGAUGCGUGCCUUAUGGCUGCGUGAAGUGCCCGUGAUAUCUGCUGCAGAAAAUCGAGUGAAAAUGAUCGAACGUACCAUCACGGCGUGGGAAUCGAUAAACGAAGAAGCGAGCAGGAAGUCGUUCAUGAAAGCCUUGCCCACCAUGGCUUUUAUCGAUUGCCUUACUCAAUACUGCCGUCCUUAUGAAAGCCUCAUUGACACCAUGUGCAUCGACGUGUCGGCCAGCGCUUCUUCGAGCUUUCUCACGCUCCAGAAACACUCGAGCUCUCGAUCGUACAUGCCGAAAGCCAAAAAGUAG
Aphanomyces invadans is the source of this 462-nucleotide messenger RNA. RefSeq lists its product as hypothetical. The transcript has 3 exons. The record is from RefSeq and is a predicted model, not a curated record. The coding region runs from base 1 to 462 and encodes 153 amino acids. Lineage: Eukaryota; Oomycota; Saprolegniomycetes; Saprolegniales; Verrucalvaceae.